Messenger RNA from Cornus florida, 2073 nucleotides. Its product is annotated as gibberellin receptor GID1B-like. Bases 545 to 1579 code for a protein of 344 amino acids. NCBI's taxonomy places the organism in Eukaryota, Viridiplantae, Streptophyta, Magnoliopsida, Cornales, Cornaceae. Gene Ontology annotation, biological process: positive regulation of gibberellic acid mediated signaling pathway; floral organ morphogenesis; raffinose family oligosaccharide biosynthetic process. Gene Ontology annotation, cellular component: nucleus; cytoplasm. The transcript has 2 exons. Gene Ontology annotation, molecular function: gibberellin binding; hydrolase activity. The record is from RefSeq and is a predicted model, not a curated record.
AAAGAAGUAGAAAAAGGGUGGAAAGGUAAAAUAUAAAUAAUAGUUUUUUUGGGGUUGAUGGAAGAACAUAUGAGUAAUUAGAAUUGGAUUUUAUUACAAAUGGUGGGUCCCAUCAAACAGUUUAUUUCGGCCGCCCGCUUUGUCGUCUCUCUCGCCUCCGUCCACCACCGUCGUUCCUUUGCGUUUGACUCCACGCCUCUCUCUCUUCUCUCUCUUCUCUCUCUCUCCUCUUCUCACCCUCCUCUUAUCCUUCAUAACACCUCUCUCUCUCUCUCUCUCUUAUUUCUGUCUCUCUCUCUAAUGUGUUUUGAUCCUCUCCUCUUGUGUGUAUAAGUCAUCUUUUAACCUCCGAAGUGUCUCUUCCUUGUUCAGAACCCAGAACGAGGAAUCAGAGACACAUAGCGAAAACAGAGCAAAACAGAGCUCACUCUUCGAUCCUUUCUUUCGUCUCUUUGAGCGCUAUGACUGGUCAAACAUCAAUCCUUUCGAACAUUACUGUUGGGUUUUAAGGUUCCGAAAGAUUGAAUCUUGGGAGUGGACUGUCAUGGCGGGUAGUAAUGAAAUCAACGUCAACGAAUCAAAGAGGGUGGUUCCACUUAAUACAUGGAUCCUUAUAUCCAAUUUCAAGCUAGCUUAUAAUAUGCUUCGCCGGUCGGAUGGAACAUUUAACCGAGAUUUGGCAGAGUUCCUUGAACGGAAAGUCCCUGCCAACACGAAUCCGGUUGACGGUGUUUACUCUUUCGAUGUGGUGGAUCGAGAAACCGGCCUCCUUAACCGGAUUUACCGGUCAGCCCCGGAAAAUGAGGCUCAAUGGGGCAUUGUGGAGCCUGACAAGCCACUGAGCACCACCGAGGUUGUUCCUGUCAUUAUUUUCUUCCAUGGUGGGAGUUUUGCCCACUCCUCUGCCAAUAGUGCUAUCUAUGAUACAUUUUGUCGCCGCCUUGUGGGCAUUUGCAAAGCCGUGGUGGUGUCUGUGAAUUACCGGAGAUCACCUGAACAUCGGUACCCUUGUGCGUAUGAUGAUGGGUGGACUGCUUUGAAAUGGGUUCAUUCCAGACCGUGGCUGCGGAGUGGGAAGGAUUCUAAGGUUCAUGUGUACUUGUCCGGCGAUAGCUCUGGCGGUAAUAUUGCUCAUCAUGUCGCGGUGAGGGCAGCGGAAUCAGGAGUUAAGGUACUGGGAAACAUACUCCUCCAUCCAAUGUUUGGGGGGCAAGAAAGAAAAGAAUCGGAGGAAAGAUUGGAUGGAAAGUACUUCGUGACAAUUCAAGACCGGGAUUGGUAUUGGAGAGCCUAUCUACCUGAAGGGGAGGAUAGAGAUCACCCCGCCUGUAACCCUUUCGGCCCCAGGGGUAAAAGCAUUGAAGGACUAAAUUUUCCAAAAAGUCUUGUUGUUGUUGCUGGUUUGGAUCUUGUUCAGGAUUGGCAAUUGGCUUAUGUUGAAGGGCUGAAGAAAGCCAAGCAAGAGGUGAACCUUUUAUUUCUAAAGCAGGCGACAAUCGGAUUCUACUUCUUGCCGAAUAACGAGCAUUUCUAUUGCCUCAUGGAGGAGAUAAGCAGCUUUGUUAAUCCUAACUGUUAAUAGAUUACUUAACUUCAUCUACAGGCAGCCAUACAUAACAAAAAAAAAAUGCUUGACAUUUCACUCGGGUACUUUUUUUCCCAGCUUUUGCAGUAAUGGUGUGUAGUUAUAUGAUUGUGUAGAAUUACAUCUUACUGGUGUUGUUAUAUAUGUGGUGGUGAUAUGAGAUUUCUGGACCCUUUGCUACGAAGAUAAUGCCUCUGUCUUCUUGUUGCUAAAAGGGUUAGUUUCAUCGGUUCAGCACAGUUGUAACACAUUCAUCGGAUUUGGAAGAAACGGCAAAAUUCAAGUUCAUGAUGUCGAGCCUUUGAGGGGGGAGGUGAUAAUUUGGUGGUGCAGGUGUCGCGGUGAUCAGCCAGUAUGUGGCUGCUAUUGUAAGAAGCUAAUUUCAGAAUUUGGACCAGAAAAUUCAUGAGCAUUCAUGAUGUUGUGAACUUGUAUGUUAUACUUGUGCUCUAGAAAUAUAUAAAGAUUUUGUUUCUUUUACUUUUCAA